Messenger RNA from Gadus chalcogrammus (walleye pollock), 912 nucleotides. It is a transcript of the gene akirin1, whose product is annotated as akirin 1. Lineage: Eukaryota; Metazoa; Chordata; Actinopteri; Gadiformes; Gadidae. The record is from RefSeq and is a predicted model, not a curated record. Gene Ontology annotation, molecular function: transcription coregulator activity. Gene Ontology annotation, cellular component: nucleus; chromatin. Gene Ontology annotation, biological process: positive regulation of transcription by RNA polymerase II; positive regulation of myoblast differentiation; myoblast migration involved in skeletal muscle regeneration. Bases 134 to 676 code for a protein of 180 amino acids. The transcript has 5 exons.
AGGGCGGGGCCUCAGCUCCAGUCGUCGCUGUGACCACAAGAAAGGAACCGGGAGAUCCGCGAAAAAACGUCGGGUCUUUCUACGGGUCGUUUCCCCCUCAGAUCACAGUAAUCCUUCGGUACCGCGGACCGCCAUGGCCUGCGGAGCGACGUUGAAGCGAUCCCUGGAGUUCGAGGCCCUCCUCAGCCCCGGGUCCCCCAAGCGGAGGCGGUGCAGCCCGCUACCGGGGGCUCCGAGCACUCCCUCCCCGCAGAGGUGCAACCUCCGCCCGCCGGUCGACAACCCCUCGAUGUCCCCGGUUCCCACCGCCGGAGGGGAGACCCGGCUGACCCCAGAGCAGAUCUUCCAGAACCUCCGUCAUGAGUACAGCCGUAUCCAGCGGCGACGGCAGCUGGAGGCCGCCUUCAACCAGAGCGAGGCGGCCAGCCCCAGCAGCGCUCUGACCGCGCCCUGCUCCCCCCCAGGCAGCUCCAGGAAGGACGCGCCGUGGUUCACACUGCGCCAGGUGAGCUACCUGUGUGAGCGUCUGCUGAAGGACCACGAGGAGAAGAUCCGCGAGGAGUACGAACAGAUCCUCAACACAAAACUCGCAGAACAAUAUGAAUCUUUUGUGAAAUUCACACAAGACCAAAUCAUGCGAAGAUACGGAGCGCGGCCAGCCAGUUACGUCUCCUGAACGCCCGACGCGCCGACCCCCCCCCCCCCCCCGAGCCUCUCUCUUCCAAGAUGGCCGCCCUCGGCUCCUCCUCCACUUUUACAGUUUUUAAGUUGUUUUUUGUUUUUGUAUUUCUUUGAUCCGUUUUGGUUGCCAUGACGAUGUAUCUCCUCCCUUUGAUCCUCUGGUUCUCUGCUCCGGAGUCGUUAAUCUGAGCGUUAAUUGUACAAAGCCCCCCCCCCCCCCCCCCCCCCCCC